UUUGACUGUUGAUUGCUGUGCUGAACAGACUCCACUCGGACACUGUUUGGGCCUGAAAAACUCGGCUCUGGACCCCAAAUCGCACUCCCUGCAAGGUGGCAGAUGGUUCCGAUUGAAUGGGAAGGCCAGUGAGUAAGUGAGGACGUAAAUCUCGUCGGUGUGACGAAGGCAGUGAUUCAUCAGCGGGGAAUGACAGGUGACAUUGGCUCUGCUGAGAGUGAGAGAACGCCUCUGAGGAAUACCUGUGCGAGUACCACUGCCAAUCCGCGCCCAGGCCACGUUCAGUCGUUCCAGAGUGUCACAGAGAACAACCGGACGAUGGAUCAGUCCAAGAGGAUUCUGUUGAAGAUCGGCUUCGACUUUCUGCUUCUAUUCUGCGUGGGUUUCCCAAUUCUCGUGUUCUUCCUCUGGGGCGAGCCCUACCAGCGCGGCUUCUUCUGCGAUGACUUGUCCCUGCGGCAUCCCUUCCACGAGUCCACCGUGAGGAACUGGAUGUUGUACAUCAUAGGCCUCAUUCUGCCCAUAUCCAUUAUGAUUCUCACGGAGACCAUUAUAGCGUCCAGGAAUGGAUACAGACCAAGCAACGUGAGGAUAUUCAACUGGGAUGUGCCAGAGUGGGUCAAGCAGUGCUACAUCAAGAUUGGCAUCUUUGGCUUCGGGGCAGCUUGUAGUCAAUUGACUACCGACAUUGCCAAGUACUCAAUCGGACGUCUUAGGCCACAUUUCUACAGCCUUUGUCAACCAAUUAGAGCUGAUGGCAGCACGUGCGAUGAUCCUGCGAAUCAUGGCCUCUAUAUUGAGGACUUUCACUGUUUCAACGACCAAACGGAGCGUCUGCUGAAGGAGAUGCGCCUCUCCUUCCCCAGUGGCCACGCCAGCUUCUCUGCCUACACUCUAAUCUACCUGUCGAUUUACCUCCAGGCGCGUAUGACGUGGUCAGGCUCGAAGCUCGUGCGACACGUCCUGCAGUUCGGUUUCCUGAUGAUGUUCUGGUUCACGGCGCUGAGCCGCGUGUCUGACUACAAGCACCACUGGUCAGAUGUGCUGGGAGGAGCGCUGAUUGGCGUGUCCUGUGCCGUUCUUGUCGUGCGCUACGUGUCGGAUUUGUUCAGUUAUAUGCAGAAAGAAGGCUCGUCCUUGCCCAUAUCCAGACGAGAUCUGGACACACCAACGAACGGGGAAUUGUAACUUGAGGACAAUCAGAAGAUUUUUAAAUAUGUAGGUUAUUUUGUUGUGCCAUUUCGUCUGGAAAAAUAUCAUUCUUUGAAUAUCGUGUAGGUUUAGUAAGUUAUCAAAUGUAAUUGAUUUUUUUUAACUAAUGAAUAAUUUGUAGUACUUAGAAUUUGUGAAAAUCUUGCUAGGCCUAUUUUAUUAAGACGUGCAAUAAUUGUCUUGAAUUUUUAACUCUAAAAGGAAUCGAUCAAUUCAAUCGAAUGCAUAUUGCAACUAAUUGUAGUUUUUAGGAACUUUUACAUUAACAUUCCACUCGUGAAGUCUACAGGCAAUAGUAUUUCAUGGUACCUAUGAAUUUAUCUUUACUGGUAAAACUACUGUAUUUAUGUAAGGUGGAUGAAAUCCACGAGAAGGAAGUUUCAUAGAAAAAAAUAUAUGCUACUCUAUGGUUACUUCCGUGUCUUUUUUCUCUGUCUCUCUCUGCCUGGCGAGUUGUGGAGGAAGGAAACGCCAGGUGAGCCUGGAGAGCCCUCACUUUACUGCAAUCAUUUAUGACACAGCGCACUUAUCGU
Molecule: messenger RNA, 1745 nt
Organism: Phlebotomus argentipes
Lineage: Eukaryota; Metazoa; Arthropoda; Insecta; Diptera; Psychodidae
Product: putative phosphatidate phosphatase
Exons: 5
Coding region: 190-1188 (332 amino acids)
Biological process (GO): phospholipid dephosphorylation; phospholipid metabolic process; signal transduction
Molecular function (GO): phosphatidate phosphatase activity
Source: RefSeq, a predicted model, not a curated record